Molecule: messenger RNA, 1443 nt
Organism: Prorocentrum cordatum
Lineage: Eukaryota; Dinophyceae; Prorocentrales; Prorocentraceae
Source: the annotation of a GenBank genome assembly
AUGCCCGACUGGCGGGGCACCGCGUCGGUGCUGCGGCGCCUGCUGCAGAGCGAGCGCGGUGGCCUCGGGUCCGUCUGCCACCUCGAGCGGCGCCACUGGCCAGCCCUGGACGAGGCCCUCGAGGGAGGAGGAGUGGGGCUCUUCUCCGGCUGCCUCGCGCUGCGCGGGGCGGACGGCGAGCGCCAGCCGUGGCGGGGAGGCCUUGCCGUGGCGCUACUCUGCACGUGGCUUGCGCUUGUCGCCUACAACAUCGUCUACGCCACUCGGCGCCGAGGCGGCCACGGCGCAGAGGGCAGGACGGAGGCUGGAGCGGCAGCGACGUCCGCCGAAGAGGAGGUGCCGCGGCCUCCACCGCCGAAGGGCAGGUGCCAGACCGCGGCUCGGUGCGAGAUUUGGGACGCCACCAAGUUUCUGCUGAUGACUGGCGUGAUCUUCUUCAAGGGGAACGAAGAAUAUCUCAGGGACUGGACCGUGUCCCGGGCGGCUCUGCGGCCGGUGGUGCCCUGCUUCAUCUUCGUGUCGGGCGUCUUCGGAACCAGCGUCUCGCUCCAGGCCUUGGUGAAAGCCCUCUUCUAUCCCUGGCCGUGCGUGCUAGUCAUGGGGGCCAUAUUCUCAGCACGCUGCCUCGAUGAGCGUCUCGUGUCCGCCACGGCGGGCUUCAACGGCUUCGCGUUCUGGUACUUGUGGUGCAUGUGCUUCUGGCGGUUGGCGGUGUCCACGGUCAUGCACGCGGGGAACCGCAAGCUGGGGCUGCCUGUCGUCUUCCUGCUCCUGGCGCUGCAGCUGCUCGUCCACGCGCUGCUGAACACGGCUGGGUCGCUCGCUGGGCCCUGGAACGACGUGUGGCGGUGCUUCCUGUUCUACGCGCCGGUGUUCGCCGCUGGGCAGCUCGUCGAGCCGAGCUUCUGGAAGGACACCUUCGCGGAGAGGCGGCGGGCGGCGGCCACCGCCGCGGCCUCCGUGGCGUUCGUGGUGCUGUGGUACCUGCUGCUCGCGGCCUCGCCCGCGUUCGGGCGGUGGAACACGGCAUACUGCAUAGACGAGGAGACGUGCAGCAUGGGGAACUACGGCAUCCCGCACGACGUGCUGCACGAGCCCAUCAGCGAGGCGGGCCUGGGCGAGAACGUGGCGGUGCUCGCGCUGCGGCUCGGCAUUGUCCUGGCCUACCUGGGCGUGCUCGGCGCAGGCCUCCGCGUGCUCGGGGCGGCCAGCCCCGGCCUGGCGGCGUGCCUCGCGGGCUGGGGGGAGCGGUCCGUGUUCGCCUACGUGCUGCACCACCUGUGGCUCGAGCUGAUCCCGGGGGCGGCCGAGCUGCUCGACGCGGCCCCCGCGGCGUGGAGGCCCGCCCUGUGCCUCGCGCUGGCCACGCAGGCGACCGUCGUGCUGUCCUCCGGGGGCACGGCGAGCCUGGCGCGGUGGCUGGUCAUCCCCCCGUGGCUCUGA